Messenger RNA from Salpingoeca rosetta, 1959 nucleotides. RefSeq lists its product as uncharacterized. The coding region runs from base 71 to 1558 and encodes 495 amino acids. NCBI's taxonomy places the organism in Eukaryota, Choanoflagellata, Craspedida, Salpingoecidae. Gene Ontology annotation, biological process: protein ubiquitination; Ras protein signal transduction. Gene Ontology annotation, molecular function: ubiquitin protein ligase activity; zinc ion binding. The record is from RefSeq and is a predicted model, not a curated record. The transcript is spliced from 8 exons. Gene Ontology annotation, cellular component: cytoplasm.
CGUCGUGCACUCUGGUGUCCAUUAUUGAUGACACCCCACAACCACAACAACGACGACGACAACGACGACGAUGGUGCAUGUGGACAUGCUGCUGCAUGGUGUACUGGACAGUGCAGAUGUGCUGACCCACCUUGCGCCGUGGUUCUAUGCGCUGUCGCGGAUCAUCUUUGCCGAUGCGAUUCGGGAGGACAGCGCCCAUGUGCGUGUGGUGCUGAAGGCAGAUGCACCGGUCCAGUCGUUCCUGCAGUACUACAGGGACUUUUCCGCCUCCUCGCUGGUGAACGGACCAUGUACCGUCACCAUCGGCGCAGUCACCGGCGCCCCAGCACACCAACAACCACAGCAGCACAGGCAGCAAUCAGCAAAGGAUUCGCGCGAGAGGGAACCAAAGCGGCCCACGCCACUGCGAGCGGGCAGCAAAGCACAGGCUGGUGGCACUGAGGGAGCAGGUAUGCGGCACACGCAGGAGUCGCAACAUCAAGAACAGCCUGACAUGGAGCACGUGCGCGUUCCAAGCGCUGAAGCGCUGGCUCACACACCACACCCCCAUCAGAAACAACAGCAGCCACAGACACAGCAACGACGCACGUGGGGCAGUGGAGGAGGAGGAGGAGGAGGAGGAGGAGACGGCCUUGUUAUUGAUCAGCAGCAUCGCCUGCUGCAGCGCGAGUCUCCGUUUGCGCCCGGGGCGGAGCGGUGCCCCAUCUGCUUGGAGCUGCUGUGGGAUGACCGGCAAUGUGUGGCCACCACGUUUUGCGAGCACAGCUUCCAUGCAGAAUGCCUGCGCAAGUACGUGGAUGCCACUUGCCCCGUGUGUCGCAAGACACAAGUCAUGUUUGACGAUCAGCCCCGAUGCCUCCAGUGCCACGCAACCAAGAACUUAUGGAUGUGCCUCAACUGCGGGUUUGUCGGCUGUGGCCGGCGCCAGUGGGAUGGCGCUGAUCCCAACGCCGCAGCGCAGUCAAGACAACACGCGCUCGAGCAUUAUCUCCAGACUUCGCACGCACUCGUACGACAACUGGACACCGGUCGAGUGUGGGACUACAAGCAAGACUCCUACGUUGGCUCGACAGACGCUGUUCAGUCCAGCGAGGCUGCCGAUGUCGUCGAUCCCCGCGCCGCCGAGAAACAGGAGUCCCUCCAGCUCGAGUAUUCACUGCUGAUUGCACAGCAGUUGGAGGAGCAACGCGCUCUGCUGCAACAGCGACUUGGCGACACCCAACGGAUGGUUGACGAACAGCUUGGGUCACUGCGGCGGCGCGUUGAGUCGCUGCAGAAGGAGCACGACGAAACCGUGUCAUCUCUGUCCGCCACAACAGCCACUCUCAAGGCACACGCAGAACGAAAGUCAAAGCUACAGCGCGACAUUGAACGCGUGCGAGCAAUGCAGCGGGAAGAAGAGGAGUUUCUAUCCUCUCUGCGCACGGCGCUGGAACCAAGAGCCACCGCCGUUCAAAGUCCAUCUGAUCGCGCAAAGCAGACAAAGAGACGCCAGCUUGAGGCGACAUUGGCGCGAUUGGCUGCACAGCGCGAUGAACUCAUGCAGAAGCUGACCUGAAGUGAAGUGAUGUGAUGUGAUGUGAUGCGGCUUGCUCCGGCGCAACGGUACAUGCUGUCGACACCAAUGCCACAGUGCCACACACAUGUUACAUGUCGUUACGACACAUGCAUGCUUGUCAUGAUGCGAGGUGUGCCACCUGUUCCUUUCGUUAGAUUAUCACUUGACUGUGCAGGGAGUGUGUGCUGCUGUUAUUCUGUGUUCCCCCUUGUUGUUGCGCUUCAUCCCUAUUUCCUGAUUGCCUGUACGCAUUGCAUUGCAAUUCAAUGCAAUGCGUGUUAUUGCUGGUUGUAUGGCAUUGCGUGCGCGUGUCGAAGUUGCUUGUACAGAGCAGAGCAUCUCAGCCUUGAUGCGGGUUACACGUAAAACCAUACACACACGCGCGCGCGCGCAAACCAAGC